CUUCCACUGGCCGCGAUUGCUGUCACUGAAGCACUGUAUGCAGUCCUUUCGUAUGAUCUCAUCUCAUAGGUUCUGAGGCCUUCAAUCAUACUACUUUCUUGAUAUUCAGAAUAGACGGCUCCAGAGUCGCCCGAAUAGCGCUAUGGCGCCUUCCGAGCAGCCUCUUCUAGCUGCAGACCGGCCUUCAAGCCAGCACUCUGACGACCGUGACAUUGCUGAAGAGGACGCUCUCCUCACCGGAGAACGUACCGAACGCAGAAAUGGACCCAAGUCACGAUGGGCUGUCUGGAGAGAGGUUGGUCUUUUUGCCUGGGCUCUUCUAGCGACGGCGGUGGUGAUCAUCUUAGCUGUCGUGUACCAACAUGAGCAAGCCUCACACCAUCGACCGAGCGCUGGUCCGAAACCUAGUGGGAAGAGGAACAUGAUAUUCAUGGUCUCUGACGGCAUGGGUCCAACAAGUCUCUCUAUGACCAGAUCAUUUCGACAAUACGAAUCGGGUUUGCCCAUCGACGACAUUCUCAUGCUCGACCAACACCUCAUUGGCAGCUCCCGGACAAGAUCAAGUUCAAGUCUUGUCACCGAUUCUGCUGCCGGAGCCACGGCAUUCUCUUGCGGCCUGAAGAGCUAUAACGGCGCUAUCUCAAUAUUACCUGACCAUUCACCAUGUGGUACUGUGCUAGAGGCCGCAAAGAGAGCAGGCUAUAUGACUGGGUUGGUGGUCACUACGAGGCUGACAGAUGCGACACCGGCAUGCUUCGCCGCUCACGUCAACAUGCGUGGCGAAGAAGACCGUAUUGCUGAACAAGAAGUCGGGUACUAUCCUUUGGGAAGAAUGGUCGAUUUGAUGCUCGGUGGUGGACGGUGUCAUUUCUUGCCAAACACCACCGACGGUUCGUGCAGGAAAGAUGGCAAGGAUGUCGUCGAGAUGGCUAAGGAAAACGGCUUCAACUAUGUUUCCGAUCGCACAGGCUUUGAUGGCUUGAACCUUGGCAGCUCAGUGAAGCUUCCUCUGCUUGGACUCUUCGCUGAUACUGACAUCCCUUACGAAAUCGAUCGCCGUACUCAGGAUGAUAUCUACCCGUCCCUUGAUGAGAUGGCACGCACAGCUCUGAAGGCGCUGAGUGAUGCCACGAGAGAUAGCGAGAAAGGAUUUUUCCUCAUGAUUGAGGGAAGCCGAAUCGACCAUGCUGGCCAUGGCAACGAUCCAGCUGCCCAGGUCCACGAAGUGCUUGCUUAUGACAAAGCGUUCACCAGUGUCUUGGAGUUCCUGGAAGAUGGUGUCGAGGGCGUUGUUGUUAGCACUAGCGACCAUGAGACUGGCGGACUCGCUACCGCAAGACAGUUACACGAGACGUACCCUGAAUACCUAUGGUAUCCUGGUGUGCUUGCAAAUGCCUCCCAUUCGUCAGAGUAUCUUGCAAAGGACCUUCGCAGCUACGUAGCGUCAAAGGACGUGAUUGCUCGUGGUGACCUUAAAUCUCACAUUCUCGGCCUGCUCAAGGAUGGGUUCGGCGUUCACGAUGCCAGCGACAGUGAGGUCGAGUCAUUGAUUGCGCAUCCGACGAGUUCAGAUUAUAUUUUUGCCGACAUCAUCAGCCGAAGAGCCCAAAUUGGCUGGACCACUCAUGGCCAUUCUGCUGUCGAUGUGAAUAUCUAUGCUUCGAGCCACGAACACGCGCGGCCUUUGGUCGGCAACCACGAGAACACUGAAGUUGGAGAAUUCAUCCGUGACUAUCUCGGCCUUGAUCUGGAGCCUAUCACCAAGGAACUGCAGGACAAGGGCGUCUUGUACAAUACCUUGGACACGGCUGGUGAAAAUGUGAGCUGGACAGGCAAGCUGCCUGCUGAAGGAGUAUUGCUUGACGAGUGUGACCAUUAUCAUGGAGAUUUCAAGCGUGAUCUUAGCGCACAUGAGCAUAAACAUUAGCAGCUUCGCCUUCAUAUUUUCUCCCAUUGUAUCGCAUACCAGUCCAGCUAUCUUCCCAUUGGUUUCGCUUCAGCGUUCUUCAUUCAUUUUCCGCCCACCAAUCAUCUUCUAGCUUCUCCUUUUUAUCGUUGGCGUAGCGUGUUUGGUUUGUUUCCCUUGUCAUUCUCGAUAACUACAAUAUUUUUCCUUCUGUCGUGCGGCGAAUGGCUUACUUUGUUGCUAAGGUCUCGCGUUAUCGCCACCCAAAGUAAAAAAUUUCAUACACGACAUAAUCGAGCAUAAUGUCGAACACCCCUUUAUUUGAUAAUUUCGACCUAAUAUUCGCUAUGAUAAUUGGAUUUUAGCAUUCCAGUUUCUAGAUUAUGAGAGGCUCGUCCAAUCCUGGGUUUGAGGCGAUGACAUAUAAAAAGCCUCAAGUAAAUCCCUUUUCCCCUGCCGGGUAC
Xylona heveae TC161 is the source of this 2370-nucleotide messenger RNA. Its product is annotated as alkaline phosphatase-like protein. NCBI's taxonomy places the organism in Eukaryota, Fungi, Ascomycota, Xylonomycetes, Xylonales, Xylonaceae. Gene Ontology annotation, molecular function: alkaline phosphatase activity. Gene Ontology annotation, biological process: dephosphorylation. The record is from RefSeq and is a predicted model, not a curated record. The coding region runs from base 143 to 1927 and encodes 594 amino acids. Gene Ontology annotation, cellular component: fungal-type vacuole membrane. The transcript is spliced from 3 exons.